AUGUUGUCACGGUUGCAACUAAUACUUGCCGCUGGUUUACUCGGUUCUGCUGUACUUGUCUGCUGUCAACGAAGUCAAUCCUCAGUCAUUGCCGAUCUUGGCAAGUUGAUUGUUGACAAUUGCCCGCCCAUGUUAUGCACAGGACUCGAUUGUGCUGUUGUCACAGAACGAAAUGGUUGCCAGCUAUGUGCAUGCCCUAUUGGUUCUCCAGCUCGAGGUUGCGAUCCUAUGCCUUUCAUCCUCUGGCAUGACUUGAUCGUGAACGGAUGUCCGAACGUAACGCUGAACAGUCGUGACCCAGCACAAAAAGUUCACCGCUGGUUCAGGAGGGUAAACCGAUUCACAAACACUGACCAAUGUGAACCCUACAUCUUCCCCUACUGCCCUGAGUUAGACUUCAACCUCUGGAGGUCGCCAAGAACCAAACAGGAAUGCGAGCUCUAUUGCUACUCGGUGGACGAACAAAGGAAGCGUGGUAUUAUCUAAGCCUAUGAUAUUAUGUAUAUUUAGCAUUCAUUCAGUUUAUUGACUUUGAAAAGUAACUAUGUCUUUUAAUAAAAUGUUGAAAUUGAGUAUCGCUAGUGGAUGUUUUUCUCAUUGUUCAUUUCCAUUUUUCGCAAAUUCAUGAUCUGUGAUUUGGUGCGAUAGCCCUGUGCCGACAAGCAUGAUAGGAACGCAAGCUUGUUUUGCGAUAUGCAGAGUCUGGAACCUGUUUUGUAAAGGAAGCAUUCAGUCCCUACAAGAAAAUCUCGGUAAGAACAAUCCUGGUGAUGAUGCGGACUCAGGCAAUGGAGACGACGAUAAUCAAAAAGUAGAUUUUUCGUUCUUUUGGGGCUUUCGGUGCAGCGGCAUUCUGAUAUUGUUGUCAGAGUAGCUUAGAG
This is a messenger RNA of Cylicocyclus nassatus, 881 nucleotides long. NCBI's taxonomy places the organism in Eukaryota, Metazoa, Nematoda, Chromadorea, Rhabditida, Strongylidae. The record is from the annotation of a GenBank genome assembly.